Molecule: messenger RNA, 1045 nt
Organism: Vollenhovia emeryi
Lineage: Eukaryota; Metazoa; Arthropoda; Insecta; Hymenoptera; Formicidae
Exons: 5
Coding region: 1-783 (260 amino acids)
Biological process (GO): arachidonate secretion; lipid catabolic process; phospholipid metabolic process
Molecular function (GO): calcium ion binding; A2-type glycerophospholipase activity
Source: RefSeq, a predicted model, not a curated record
AUGCCGUCGCGUGCAUCGGCUGGUACCGCUAUACGCCUGCAAUCGCCGCGGUGCAGAACGGUGCGAGGACCAAUCUCCCGUGUACUCCUCGCAGUCAGUCGGUCAGUCGGUAACGGUACGCCAGAUGUUUACAAGAUACUUGGAGGUACCAGGACGCGCCAACCAGACUACGAUUAUUCGUACGUGAAUAGCGAUAUAAAUGAAAAUCAGGAGGAUCUCUACGUCGGUCACGGCGGUGACCCGUGGAGCGCUUCCUCAACGCGUAUUUACGAAAAGGAUAUCUACGUGCGCGUCGUAUCAUCGAACAACACGACGGUGAACAGCACGAAGUCCAAAUCCGCAACGAGUGGAAGGGCAACCGCGAGCCAUACGAGAAUCAAAAGAGGAGUGAUACACCUUUACAACAUGGUGGUGUGCGCAACGGGAUGUAAUCCUCUAGCUUACAAGGGAUACGGCUGCUACUGCGGAUUCUUAGGAUCCGGUUACGUCAUCGACGGUAUCGAUCAGUGUUGCAAGAUGCACGACUGGUGCUAUGACGCUACGGAAUGCCUCAUGUUCUCAGAAUACUUUGUACCAUAUUACUGGAGAUGUUACCACGGUUACAAACCCGUUUGCGCGAUCGAGCAUGGCAGCUGGGGAGGAUCGGGAUCUUGCGCUCAACGUUUGUGCGAAUGCGAUCGUUCGUUGGCCGAGUGUCUGAGAAGAUAUCCUUGCCCUACUACCAAAGCAGUUUGUACCUCGUCACCGUGGAGACUCGUGCAGAAUCUCUUCAUGAUUAUAUAAAUCACGUACUUUAAAGAGAGCAUAGGUCACGCGUUUUAAAACGCAACAAAUUCGCUUUUUACUUUGUACGACUUCGAGAUAAAACGUCUCAUAAUAUCUUAUUUAUGAGUUGUACGUAUCGUGUCAAAAGAGUCUAAUUAUCAAAGGCCGACAAAUUCGGAUACCAAAGAAAGUACAGAUUUACUCCUACAAAUUGUGCAAUUUUACAAAAGGGUAUGCGCUACGAUCAACAACGGUUAUCGUCACACUGUAGUGUCUCUUU